UUCAAUUUCAAUUUUGAUACGCAGUGUUCUCCCAUUUUUUCGUUUUCAUUUUCCUUCGCAGCAAAGCGAACAGUCACCAUUAUUGUGCCAGUGAAGCAUUCAUCACCUUCAAUCAUUUCCUUUCUAAACCCUCAACUUCCACAGAUCUGUUUCUUCCCCUUUCUGCCUUCCAUUUCCACCUAUCAAUCAUUGAUUCUGGUUAGGGUUUACGCUUUCUGCUGAUCCGAGGCGUUUGAAUUGGUGAAGGGAAAAGAGCUUGCCCUGACAGAAUGGGGGUUCUGGUCCCGCUUCUCUUCUACGUCGUCGCAUUCUUUUGCACCGUUGGAGCGAUCGCUUUGGCUAUUCUCCACAUUUACAGACACCUUCUCAAUUACACUGAGCCCACUUAUCAACGCUUCAUCGUUCGGAUUAUUUUCAUGGUUCCGGUAUAUGCGCUAAUGUCAUUCUUGUCCCUUGUUCUACCUGACAGUUCAAUCUAUUUUAAUUCUAUUCUGGAAGUCUAUGAAGCUUGGGUCAUUUAUAAUUUCCUGUCACUGUGUCUGGCAUGGGUUGGUGGUCCUGGAGCAGUUGUAAUAAGUUUAAGUGGUCGGGUUCUGAAGCCAUCAUUAUGUCUGAUGACUUGUUGCUUUCCUCCUAUACCACUGGAUGGGCGUUUCAUACGUAAAUGCAAGCAAGGAUGUCUGCAGUUUGUGAUUUUGAAGCCCAUUUUAGUUGUUGUUACACUUAUACUUUAUGCAAGGGGGAAGUAUGAGGAUGGAAAUUUCAGUCCAAAGCAGGCAUACCUAUAUCUUACAAUCAUUUAUACGAUCUCAUAUACAAUGGCACUCUAUGUUCUUGCUUUGUUUUAUAUGGCAUGCAAGGAUCUGCUUCAGCCAUUCAACCCAGUUCCAAAGUUUAUUAUGAUAAAAUCUGUUGUAUUCCUGACUUAUUGGCAGGGGGUGUUAUUCUUUCUUGCUGCAAAGUCAGGAUUCAUCAAGGAUGCUAAUGAAGCUGCCCUACUUCAAAAUUUUAUCAUUUGUGUUGAGAUGCUUGUUGCAGCUGUGGGCCACUUUUAUGCAUUUCCAUACAAAGAAUAUGCCGGUGCUAAUAUAGGUGGAUCCCGUGGUUUGACAGCUAGCCUUGGGCAUGCAUUGAAGUUAAAUGACUUUUACCAUGAUACAGUCCACCAGUUUGCACCAACGUAUCAUGAUUAUGUUCUCUAUAAUCAUAGUGAAGGUGAAGAGGGAGCACGGAAGUACAGGUCACGAACUUUUGUUCCAAUUGGCCCGGAGAUGGAUUCUGUGAGAAGAAAUAAGAAUAUGAUUGGAAACAAGUUAGAUGACAUACAGCUCUCAAGUUUAUCUUCUUCUAACAGUAGCACUCCCUCAAAUUCUGAUCCCAUGCCUGAUACUUCUAAUUCUGAUGCAAUGAAAUCUUCCUUGCUUGUGGAUAUGUCCAAUUCUGCAUCUCUACCUUAUGAUUUGACGCUUAUUGACUUGGAUGUAUCCAGUUACCCUGAAGAAGUUCCUGCGGCUGAUAAAGCUGAUGGUAGGUGACCCUGAGGAACAUUCAUAACUAGGUCUGGUGGGGAAAAAAUGUUAAUUGUUAGAGGAGAUUAGAGGGGCAUCCAACAUAUUUUCUGUGCUUGGAAAGAACAAUGAUCAAACUGUGGUUUCUUAAAUUCCGGGUAAGGAAUUAAGCAGAUCAUAUGCAAACCUACAUUUGUGUAAAAUCUCCCUUAAAAAAGUCGUAGUUGGCCUCACUCCAAAGCAAAACAGUCAUUGAUAUUGGUCACAGUCUUCAUACUGUAAUUGUCUGCAAUGGUUGUGUGUCCUGUGUGUACAUUGUAGAUACGGAACUUGUUGACAUGCUUAAAAGUUUAAACAUUAAAGAUACCAAAAACAUUGAUUUAGAACUAAUUUAUUGAUUCUUUUCUCC
Molecule: messenger RNA, 1917 nt
Organism: Abrus precatorius (Indian licorice)
Lineage: Eukaryota; Viridiplantae; Streptophyta; Magnoliopsida; Fabales; Fabaceae
Product: transmembrane protein 184B-like
Exons: 6
Coding region: 270-1535 (421 amino acids)
Biological process (GO): transport
Molecular function (GO): transporter activity
Source: RefSeq, a predicted model, not a curated record